Molecule: messenger RNA, 1847 nt
Organism: Python bivittatus (Burmese python)
Lineage: Eukaryota; Metazoa; Chordata; Lepidosauria; Squamata; Pythonidae
Source: RefSeq, a predicted model, not a curated record
CCCUUCGCCCUACCUUUUUGUCUCCAUUUCUAGGAAAUGAUUGAAGAGCUUCAAAAGCGUUGCAUACAGCUGGAGUACCCUUUGCUUGCUGAAUAUGAUUUCCGAAAUGAUUCUGUGAAUCCAGAUAUUAACAUAGACUUGAAACCCACAGCUGUUCUACGACCAUACCAGGAGAAGAGUUUGAGAAAAAUGUUUGGGAAUGGCCGUGCUAGAUCUGGUGUUAUCGUCUUGCCCUGUGGUGCUGGCAAGUCACUUGUAGGUGUAACAGCUGCUUGCACUGUCCAUAAGCGGUGCCUAGUACUGGGUAAUUCUGCUGUCUCAGUGGAGCAGUGGAAGGCCCAGUUCAAGAUGUGGUCUACCAUCGAUGAUAGCCAAAUCUGCCGAUUUACUUCCGAUGCCAAAGACAAGCCAAUUGGCUGUUCUAUAGCUAUCAGCACUUAUUCCAUGUUGGGACACACAACAAAGAGGUCCUGGGAGGCAGAAAGAGUGAUGGAAUGGUUGAAGAGCCAAGAAUGGGGUUUGAUGAUCCUUGAUGAAGUGCAUACCAUACCUGCAAAAAUGUUCAGGCGUGUGCUCACUAUUGUUCAGGCCCAUUGCAAGCUUGGAUUGACAGCCACUCUUGUCCGAGAAGAUGAUAAAAUUGUAGACUUGAAUUUCCUGAUUGGGCCUAAACUCUAUGAAGCCAAUUGGAUGGAAUUGCAAAACAGUGGCUAUAUUGCUAAAGUCCAGUGUGCUGAGGUUUGGUGCCCAAUGUCUCCUGAAUUCUACAGAGAAUAUGUGGCUAUUAAAACAAAGAAGCGGAUAUUGCUCUAUACCAUGAAUCCAAACAAAUUUAGGGCUUGCCAGUUCCUGAUUAAAUUCCAUGAACGAAGGAAUGAUAAGAUCAUAGUCUUUGCUGACAAUGUGUUUGCUUUGAAAGAGUAUGCUGUUAGAUUGGGCAAACCUUACAUUUAUGGGCCUACAGCACAGGGGGAAAGAAUGCAAAUACUGCAGAAUUUCAAACACAAUCCCAAAAUCAAUACCAUCUUCAUCUCCAAGGUUGGUGACACAUCUUUUGAUCUGCCAGAAGCCAAUGUUCUAAUUCAGAUUUCAUCCCAUGGGGGCUCUCGAAGACAGGAGGCUCAGAGAUUGGGUCGAGUGCUAAGAGCUAAAAAAGGAAUGGUUGCAGAGGAAUACAAUGCCUUUUUUUAUUCUUUGGUCUCUCAGGACACUCAAGAAAUGGCAUAUUCAACAAAACGUCAAAGGUUUCUAGUAGAUCAAGGCUAUAGCUUUAAGGUAAUCACUAAGCUUGCAGGUAUGGAAGAGGAAGAGCUUAUGUUUUCAUCCAAAGAAGAGCAGCAGCAGCUCCUCCAAAAAGUUUUACAGGCUUCUGAUAUGGAUGCUGAGGAAGAGGUGGUUGCAGGAGAAUAUGGCUCAAAGUCAUCUCAGAUAUCCCGACACUAUGGCACAAUGAGUUCCAUGUCUGGAGCAGAUGAUACAGUUUACAUGGAAUAUCAAACCUCACGAAGCAAGGCAUCUUCAAAUAAACACGUUCAUCCACUUUUUAAACGCUUUAGGAAAUAAUAUAAGGAAAAUACAUUAUAUCUCCUUUCCAUAAAAAGAAAUAUUAAAAUGUAUUAUUUCAUAGUAAUUGAGGAAAUGGAAUAAGCAAUUUGCUCAUAACUGAAGAUAAUUAUUUCAGUAUUCUAUAUCUUGGGAACACUUUGGACUUUAUUUUUAUUUAACAGUUUCAGAGAUUCUUAAGAAUAUUUGUGAAUGUGUUUUAUAUUUAUAUUUGUAGUAAGCAAAUCAUAAGGGUGCAAGUACCUGAAAGCACUGAAUAAAAAUACUCUAUAUAAAAAUGAAAG